CGCGGCAUUUGGAGAUUGGCUCGUGGAGGAGAAUAGCAGGGCUGGCUUUGAUAUUGGCAGGACGGGGUGCUGUUUUGCCUCCUAGGGGACGAAGAUGACCACUCUAUCGUUCUCGCUCGCCCCGAAGGCGAUAUAUCAGCUACACGAUGCGCUGAUGUGUCUGUCCAAGUUCGACGAUAGCGUGGCCAUUGAAGCUGAAUUCGAUCUGCUUCGCCUCAGCGUGCUCAAUUCAACCAAGACGGCAUACUCCGCGUUUGCCUUCGAAGCAGACAGCUUCUUCGAGAGUUAUUCUUUUGGUGUAGCAAUGGGAGGGAGCUCUUCGAGGACCACCAAUCCGAAUAAAUUUAGCUGUCAGGUGUUGAUCAAGGCUCUCGUUUCGGCCUUCAAGGGAAGAACAAGCGGCCGUGACAAGGACACCUCUGUGGAGCGCUGUGAGGUUGAACUCCAAGAGAGCCCCGAGGAUGUGGAAUGCAGGCUCAUCAUCAGGAUGAUCUGUGGACUGGGCGUUAUCAAGCUCUACAAGCUUGCUUACGAAUCCAUCUAUGUGCAACACGCCACAUUUGACCGAUCCAAGUCCACCAACACGUGGUGCAUCGACCCGAAGUACCUGAAAGAGAUCACCGAUCAUUUCGGGCCGUCCGCGGAGCAACUGGAUGUCUUCUCCGACCAUGGCAAGGUCGUCUUCACCAGUUUUACCACGAAGAUCUCAGACGGGAAAGAGAUCCUUCGGCAACCGGUGCACACUUCAGUGGCCAUUGACAAGACAGACUUCGAUUACUAUUUGGCAGAAGACCGCCUUCAUGUGGUUAUUUACCUCAAGGAUUUCAAGGCGGCGAUCGCACAUGCUGACACAGUCGAUUCAAUGAUCACAGCCAGAUUUACUCGUCCGUGUCGGCCCCUGCAGUUUGCGUACGAGUUCGAGGGCGUGAGGGCCGAGUACACCUUGAUGACCAGAGGCGAAGCACCCAUGGACGGUACCCCGAGUUCCUCAAGAGCAGUCGCACCCCAGCUCUCUGCACGACAGACCCCUGCUCCCGUCCAGGCAAGCCAGAGGAACACGGCGCCAGACACGAGGCAAAUGCCCCCCCCUCCCCGGAGUCGGUCUGUACGUCCUCUCACAGGGUCUACUCGGGCCUCACAAUCAAACGCGGAGUCUGGGUCUCACGCAGAGUCUCACGCAGAGUCUCACACGGAGGCUCACACGGAAUCUCAAAGACCGCCUCAGCCGUCGAUGGAAUUCGACAGUUUGUUUGUCCCCGCGGACGAUGACAGGCAGUGGGACGUGCCGAACGAGGAGGACGAGGCACCGGCUGAAGACGAACUGGGAUGGGACGCCACCGGCGAACAGACAAGCAUGGGCCCUGGGCUACGAGACACCGAACCCGGUCUGGCAGAAACCAGCCACGAGGAAGAAGAGAUGCGCAUCCCCCCUACCCAGCGCAUGUCCCAGCUGCACGGUCUGGGCCUCUUCGACUGAAGCCAUUCCACCCCGAUCCCGAUCCCAUCACCGAGUGACAAUCCAACUCGUGGCACAACCCGCGCCAACACCCACGACCACCGCCUGUUCCCCCCCGGGCAAAGGAAUCGGUGUGCACACACCAUCCACAUUCCCCCUCUCAUCCGUGACCGGUCCACAAUUGCCAUGCUCGCCCCAACCAAAAGCCAUCACCGUGCGUCCAUCAAUCAGCACAAGAACAUGCUCACUCCCCACCGCCAACCCCCUCACCACCCCCAUACCAGGGGGCGGGAGCUGUCCACGAUCAUUCCUCCCCCAAGCCACGACCCCGCCAUGC
Molecule: messenger RNA, 1793 nt
Organism: Aspergillus heteromorphus CBS 117.55
Lineage: Eukaryota; Fungi; Ascomycota; Eurotiomycetes; Eurotiales; Aspergillaceae
Product: putative DNA repair protein rad9
Exons: 7
Coding region: 95-1477 (460 amino acids)
Biological process (GO): cellular response to ionizing radiation; mitotic intra-S DNA damage checkpoint signaling; DNA replication checkpoint signaling
Cellular component (GO): checkpoint clamp complex
Source: RefSeq, a predicted model, not a curated record